Messenger RNA from Paramacrobiotus metropolitanus, 2146 nucleotides. RefSeq names its product histone deacetylase 3-like. The record is from RefSeq and is a predicted model, not a curated record. The transcript has 3 exons. Gene Ontology annotation, molecular function: histone deacetylase activity. Lineage: Eukaryota; Metazoa; Tardigrada; Eutardigrada; Parachela; Macrobiotidae. The coding region runs from base 410 to 1792 and encodes 460 amino acids.
GUAUUUACUUAUCAUUAAUACUGUAUUUAUGAUUGAUUUCGUGUAUUCUUUACCUCACAAUUCAAAUCAACUAAAUAUAUUCCUUAUUCGUUUCAUAUAAGUUGUUCUAGAAAUUUCGAAGUAGGUUUGCAUGAAAAUAUUUCGAUCUGUUUUGAAAAGCUGGAUGCAGUGUAACAUUACUACUGAGUCGGAAUUCACUUGCUGCAAGGCAGUUGCAGACAUCAAAAGCAGCUUCGCAUUUUUUGAUGUUCUACAGAAUCUGCCCUCUACAGAAGUCUACAAUACUCAUUAGUCAUUACCUUUACUUGCGAUAGCAGACAUCUCUGCCGAGAGAAACGAGUUUCUUGAAUUGCAUCUUUUUAAUCAGUUUUUUGGGGGAAUACAGCAAAAUCAGUUCCUUCCACCUUGGAUGAGUGGAUCCUCAAAUUGUCUGUUUCGUGACUGCGAUCCAUCCAUCAUGUCAAAUCCAGUGGCAGAAAAAGAACCAGAGAAGCAGGCCCCAUAUUACUUUCGCCAAAAAGGGGGCAAACGGGUCGCCUACUUCCACGAUCCCUCCAUUGGCAACUUUCACUACGGUCCCAACCAUCCGAUGAAGCCACAUCGCCUGGCACUGACCCAUGCACUGGUGGUGUCAUACAACCUUGACGAACACAUGGAUGUCUACCGGCCCCAUCGGGCGUCGCAGAUCGACAUGGAGAAAUUCCACUCCAAAGAAUACAUUAAAUUCCUCUCCACCGUCACGCCAGCCACCCUCCCGGAAUUCAUCAAACUGGGCGUUCCAGUGCAGAACUUCAACGUGGGCGAUGAUUGCCCGGUGUUUCCUGGCUUGUUCGACUACUGCUCCGCCUACACCGGCGGAAGUUUGGACGGUGCACGCACCUUGAAUACAGGCGCUUACGACAUUGCCAUCAAUUGGGCAGGCGGGUUACAUCAUGCGAAAAAAGUGGAAGCGUCCGGGUUUUGUUACAUUAAUGAUAUUGUGCUGGCUAUACUAGAGCUGUUGAAAUAUCACCAGAGAGUGGUAUAUAUUGAUAUUGACAUCCACCACGGGGAUGGUGUCCAAGAAGCAUUUUAUCUGUGCGAUCGCGUAAUGACAGUUAGCUUUCACAGAUACGGGGACCGUUUCUUUCCCGGCACGGGCAGCAUGUAUGAAGUAGGUUGUGACGCUGGGCGAUACUAUUCCGUCAAUGUUCCCCUUCGGCAAGGAAUCGACGACGACAGUUACUUCGAUCAUGUUUUUAAGCCCGUCAUGGACAAAGUGAUGAGUUUUUUCCUACCUUCCGCAGUUGUUCUCCAGUGCGGCGCGGACUCUUUGGCCGGCGAUCGUUUAGGGAGUUUCUCUCUGACGAUUCGAGGCCACGGGAAGUGUGUAGAGUAUAUGAAACGCUUCAAUCUUCCUGUUCUUGUAUUGGGUGGCGGCGGUUACACCGUGCGGAACGUGGCUCGUUGCUGGACAUACGAAACCUCCCUUCUCGUUAACACAGAGCUGAAUACUGAUCUCCCUAUAACAGAAUACUGGGAAGCAUUUAGACCCGAUUUCACCUUGCAUCCCGAGCUUCAGACGACGGAGAAUCAGAACACCAGACAGUACUUGGAGAGCAUUGUACGGCAUGUUACGGAAAAUUUGCGUAAUUUAAAUCAUGCUCCCAGUGUUCACAUGCAUGAUGUGCCGCCGGAACUGCUCAGCGUCGAUUCCCUGACUAACGAUGAACCUGAUGAUGUUGAGACAAAUUCGCCCAUGUCCGAGGAAAUGUAUGGCGAUGAUGAUAUGAUGUUGGAAGAUCUGCCAUAAUCCCUAAUUUUAAUUAGUAGAUUUCAGUGCUUACCUCUGUAAAAUGUCAGUCAGGGGAUCGAUCACGGGCUACAUUUCUGAUCGUCAGCGGUUACAGUUUUUGUUAAUUGUUGUUCCGAUUUGUUAAUUCCCGUUCCCUUUUUUUGUUUUUACUCUAUUGUUCGGUUUUUAUUUUUGGUUUCGUUGCGAAGUUGUAUACCCAUUUUAGUAUUGCAUCAGACAUUGGGCACAGCUGGCUUAAUCUAGCGUAAUACGAGUUAGUUGUUGAUGGUUCAAUUUUAUGUAUCUCUCCACAUCAGUUUUGUGUAAAGGGAGAAAAAAAUUUUUUGUUGCAACUCCGAACAUAUGCAUAAA